AGUGGAGGAAAGCCUUCCUUCUGUUGAGGAAAGAAAGCAGAGAGUUUGAGAGAAGGAGAGAAAUUGUAGGAAACCAUCCAAUACUCAACAGCCACCAACCACCAUCAACAACUACUUCUUGGAUCAACAAUUACUCUUGUGAGCUGGAAAAUAGUGAAGAGACUCCGUGUGCUCUGCACAUAGGCUUCAGUCAACACAUGCUACUCCAUUUGUUUAUGUUCUUUCAUUCUGUAUAAGUAGAGUAGGAAAUCUUCUGUAUCAAACCAAGCUUUCCAUCAAUAAACAUCUUAGCAAAUUCAUCAGAAAUGGCGGGAGGAGGAAGAUUUGUUUAUGGGGAUUUGCUGCCAUUCUCAGCGAUGGUGAGUAUGGAGUGUAUGAAUGUUGGGUUGAACACACUCUUCAAAGCUGCAACAACGGCGGGCAUGAGCUACUAUGUCUAUGUUGUCUAUGCAUACGCAAUUGCUGCUCUUGUCCUUCUCCCUGCCCCCUUCUUCUCCCACAGAUCAACAGCUCUUCCUCCACUGAGUUUCUCCGUACUCUGGAAAAUCGGUCUUCUCGGCGUCAUUGUGGGCUCAUCUUCGAUUGUGGGAUCCGCAGGCAUCAGCUACAGCUCUCCAACGUUGGCUUCAGCCAUUGCCAACCUCACUCCAGCUUUCACCUUCGUAUUGGCUGUCAUGUUCAGGAUGGAAAAAGUAGUAUUGAGGAGAAGAUCCCAUCAGGCCAAAGUGUUGGGCACAAUAGUGUCAAUUGCAGGUGCAUUUGUUGUCACUCUCUACAAGGGUGCUCCGAUGUUCGUUGCUGCUUCUUCAUCGUCCUCGUCGUUGGCUCAACUCUAUCAGUCCCUUGAGAGCUCACCAGCACAGUACUGGGUCCUUGGUGGGAUUUUUCUCACCUGUGAGUACAUUCUAUUUUCCCUGGGAUACAUUUUUCUGAAUCGAAUCCUGACAGACUACCCUGCUGAACUCACGGUAGUGUUCUUCCGCAACAUAGCCGUGACCAUCACAGCCACGAUUGUCGCUCUGUACACUGAAGGAACUUCUGCAAGUGCCUGGAUAUUGAGGCCUAAUGUAGCAUUGGCCUCGGUGUUGUGCACGGGGCUACUUGGGUCGUGCUUGAAGUCCGUUGUUCGUGCGUGGGUAGUGAGGAAGAAGGGGCCAGUAUUCGUAGUGAUGUUCAAGCCUUUCUCUGUCGUGAUUGCAGUUGCUAUGGGUGCCAUGUUCUUGGGUGACACGCUUUAUGUAGGAAGUGUGAUUGGGGCAGUGGUGCUCUCGAUUGGAUUCUACGCUGUGAUGUGGGGGAAAGCUCAUGAGGAUGAUUGCUGCAGCCAGCAGCAGGACACUCAGUCCACAGAAAAGGCUCCUCUGUUGCAGACUAGCAGAAGGAAUGCUCAAGUUUAAGCUGCUGACACCAUUUGGCAGACACAAAAAUGAAGGAUUCAUGAAUUGAUGAGCUUGGCCAAUGAUCCAUGUGGAAAUAUUAUUAGAACUCGAAUUAGCUCUAGUGAGAUGGGAAUGGUAGCAUCGUUCCCUCCCUCUUAAAAAAAAAAAAAAAUUGGUCCUAAAAUCUUGUUGUGGCCAUGUUAAUCCGGAUAGGCCUCCCGCACCCAAAAAAAAUCAACAUGCUAAUUGCUAAAAAGAAUCACAGUACUCCGAUUUUCAACAGCAUCUUUCAUGACUGUCGUGGUUAGUAACUGUAGGAGUCUUAGUAACUACUUGUUUGUACUAUUAGAUAGUGCAUCUCAUGAUCCACGGCAGUAGAAUGAAUCGCGAUUACGAAAUUCACAAUUCAUGUUGGAUGUACUUGUAUGGUGUGGAGUUGUUUAGUCACCACCACUCUGUAAUUUAUGUUUGUAAAUCCCACGUGGGAUAUAUAUGGUUUUGUACUUGGCACACUCAC
This is a messenger RNA of Linum tenue, 1896 nucleotides long. The record is from the annotation of a GenBank genome assembly. Lineage: Eukaryota; Viridiplantae; Streptophyta; Magnoliopsida; Malpighiales; Linaceae.